GAGAUUGGUCAAUGCUCAGUUACCCCAUGCAAAGGGAGUGAAAGUCACUUUGCUCUUGUUGAUGGUUAUAAGUGUAUUUGUGUCCUGCCUGGAGACGGCGCUAAAUGUAUUAAAGAUAAGUGUGCUAGUGAUCUUUGCCACAACGGAGCUGUGUGCAUCAAGAAUGAGACGACUUACCAGUGUAUCUGUCCAAUAGGGUUCCAUGGAAAACACUGUGACCAAAUAAAUUGGUGUGCUGGUGAUCCUUGUCACAAUGGAGGUGUGUGUAUCUACAAUGAGACGGCUUACCAGUGUAUCUGUCCACCAGGGUCCUAUGGAAGACAUUGUGAUCAAAUAUAUUGGUGUGCAAGUGAUCCUUGUCUCAAUGGAAGUAUGUGUAUCAACAAUGACACGACUUACCAGUGUAUCUGUUCACCAGGGUUACGCGGAAGACACUGUGAUCAAAUAAAUUGGUGUGCUGGUGAUCCAUGUCUCAAUGGAGGUGUGUGUAUCAACAAUGAAACGUCAUACCAGUGUAUCUGUCCAACUGGGUUCCAUGGAAAAAACUGCAGUGAAAUAAAUUGGUGUGCUGGUGAUCCUUGUCACAAUAGAGCUGUGUGUAUCAACAAUGAGACGACAUACCAGUGUAUCUGUCCACCAAGAUUCCAUGGAAGACACUGUGACCAAAUUAAUUGGUGUGCUGGUGAUCCUUGUCUCAAUGGUGCUGUGUGUGUCCACAAUGAGACGACUUACCAGUGUAUCUGUCCACCAGGAUUCCAUGGAAGACAUUGUGAUCAAAUAAAUUGGUGUGCUGGUGAUCCUUGUCUCAAUGAAAGUGUGUGUAUCAACAAUGAGACGACCUACCAGUGUAUCUGUCCAACAGGAUUCCAUGGAAAACAUUGUGACCAAAUAAAUUGGUGUGCUGGUGAUCCUUGUCUUAAUGGAGGAGUGUGUUUCACGAAUGAGACGACCUACCAGUGUAUCUGUCCAGCAGGAUUCCAUGGAAAACACUGUGAUUACAAUUGGUGUGCUGGUGAUCCUUGUCACAAUGGAGCUGUGUGUAUCAACAAUGAGACGACUUACCAGUGUAUCUGUCGAACAGGAUUCCAUGGAAGACAUUGUGAUCAAAUAAUUGAAAAUUCGACCACAGCCGAGUCAAACAUUGCCCUUGCAGCUGCCCAAAAGACGAGCCCUGGCAGUAUCACCGUUGUGGUCCCUUCUGUCGCAGCAGCUGGAGUGGUGCUGGUAUGCGUGGUUUGCAUUGCCGCUGCAUUGUGGAAGCGGAAACGGAAGAAAAGGAAAAUUAAACCUGCCCCGAGUGAUGCCCCCUUGGACCAAGAAGAACAAAAUGACGUAGAUGAUGAUGAAGACAUUUCAUGUUCUCCUCCUUCAGAAGCCGUUAUCGCAGACCCCCCAGCAACUGCCGUUUUCUCAGCGACUCCUUCUGGAUCAAGCUCCGAAAGGUUACACACCGGAAAUAGUGAGAAUAGUAAGGGCGACUUGGACCGAGAGGAACAAGCUGACGUAGAAGAUGAUGAUGAAGGGACUCCAUGUUCUCCUCCUUCAGAAGCCGUUAUCGCUGAUCCCCCAGCAACUGCCCUGUUCCCAGCGACUUCUUCCGGCUCAGGCUCCGAAGGGUUACACAUCGGAAGCAGUGAGAAUAGUCAUGGCGACUUGAAAGUGAUCGAUCCUGGACAAUCGGAUCAAAGUCAUGGUAUUACGGCUUCAGGUGACGAAGCACACCUCGUCGGAAGUUCGAAGAAAGCACUCCCUCGGCGACUGCCGCCUUUGCACACAUAAAAUUGUGUACAAUGCCACAGUAGUAUAGGGUGUUUUGUAUUUUUUUCGCCAUAUUUGAUAUAACAAAAGGGAAAUAAGGAUGAAUUGCACAAUGUACAGUGUAUAUGCGAAUUUCUGCUUGGACACUGAGAAGGGACAGCCUUGCCAGCCGAACUUUGUGCCAAUUGUGAUUUUUUCAGAGGUAUGGACAUGGUCUACCUUGGAGAUCAAGAGACAAUUGCUGCAAAUUCCAGGAAUUUAUGUUACUAUGCCACUAUUUAACACGCACUGUAUGCUCUAUAACCUUCUAUGUCUAACCAGAACCACGUAAUAAUAAAGCAAUAGAAGAUGAUGAUGCCGCCUUUGCAUGCACAUUAUGGCUUAAAACGCAGUAGUAUACAGUAGCAUAGGGUGUAAAGUACUAUUGUUUUUUUUUUUUUUUUUUUUUUUUUUUUUUUUUUUGCGGUAUGUUAUACCUGAGUAAUGAUGGCAGUGCUAGGUUGAUACCAGGCCAGAGAUUGCUUAUGCUUACCAAAACCAACAUGAA
Messenger RNA from Lingula anatina, 2305 nucleotides. RefSeq lists its product as uncharacterized. Gene Ontology annotation, molecular function: calcium ion binding. NCBI's taxonomy places the organism in Eukaryota, Metazoa, Brachiopoda, Lingulata, Lingulida, Lingulidae. The record is from RefSeq and is a predicted model, not a curated record.